Messenger RNA from Mytilus californianus (California mussel), 3243 nucleotides. RefSeq lists its product as uncharacterized. NCBI's taxonomy places the organism in Eukaryota, Metazoa, Mollusca, Bivalvia, Mytilida, Mytilidae. Bases 97 to 1935 code for a protein of 612 amino acids. Gene Ontology annotation, molecular function: zinc ion binding. The record is from RefSeq and is a predicted model, not a curated record. The transcript is spliced from 3 exons.
ACAUGCGUGACGUGUCAGUCUGCACAACACACGCCAUUUUGGUCAGCCUUCUGCAGAUUGUAAAGAUCAUUUGUAUAGAAUAAUAUUCUUCAAAUUAUGGAGAUUUCUUCCGAAGCGAAUGUGGACAGUACUAAAGAAGUCGAAACCGCUGAUGUUUUUAAUGCUGUAGAGCAUUGCCUACCAUGUAAGGAACAAGACAAUGAGAAACUAGCAGUUUAUUGGUGUACCAACUGUUCAGAAUUAUUAUGUGAAAAUUGCUAUGGUCAUCAUAAAGUUCUUAAAGCAACCCGAGACCAUAAAAUGCUUAGCAUAGUCGAUUACCAUAUAAUAGGGAAAAGUAUAGCAGAAUCAGAAUCCUACUGCCAAAUGCACCCAACAAAGGGAAUCAAGUUUUUCUGUGUUACUCACAAUACUCCUUGCUGUAAUACAUGCAAAGAGGAGACACAUGGUAUAAAAUGCAAUGUGCAGUUAAAAGAUGACAUUUUGAAAAUAACAGAUGUCAGAGGAGAUAUGAACGCGAUGAUUGAAGCAAUGACGAAAAUGGUUGAAAAUAUGCGAACAGAGUUGCUUAAGGAUCGCUGGAAUGUCUCAGAUUUGGAAAAGCAAAAAACUGUCUUUUAUAAUGAAAUGAAAAAAGGUCGACAACUGGUAGAAAAUUUUCUUGACAAGUUCGAAAACGAUGUAAAAGAAAAGUUUGAAUUAGCUUUCUCUGCCGCCAAAGAAACUCUGUGUGACAAUAAAAGGAAAAUAAAACACAAACUAAAUGUUGUACAGAAAAGGACAGAAACUGCAGAAAAGAUAAAAGAAUCUGAAUUUUCUGAGUUUAAAAUGUUUCUUAUCAAAACUAAAUUUCAUACAGACUAUUUAGAUGACCAAAUACAAAUUGAAAAUCUCCUUAAAGGAAUAAAAGAUGGUCUUUUUGUUGCGCAACCAAUUUAUGAUUUGAAUCACCAGGCAAAACAAAUAACCCUCAAUAAAGGAUUUGAAGUGGAAACUGUUGGUCAAAGCCAUAUCGGUAAAAAGCAACCAGAGUUUGAUGAUAUUGAGUUCAGUUCAUCAACAGUAGAAGCAGAAGAGGGUAUUAUAGACGAAAACGUCCACCUAGAAAAAAAUAUUCCAUUAGAUGGUGUCAAACACACCUCUGACAACAUACUCACUGUGAAAUCUGAUAUAUACCAGCUAAAGGAACAUUUCUUUAUUGAACGUCGUAAUAAAGAUAUUAUGGUAAAUUGCAUAAGAUUUCUUUCAAGUAAUAAAAUAGUUCUGACAGAAGAUUCCGAUUCCAGAAUUCUGGUUUACCAGACAAAUGGUUAUAAGAUAGGUGAGGUUGGUUUUGAAGAGGAUCCAGAUGAAAUUGCUGUCAUUGACGAAACUCAGGUUGCUGUGUCUGUUAAGAAGAAAGUUGUUUUUGUAGAUACUGUCGAAUUAGAGACUAAAAUAAAGAAAAAUCUCCGUGAUUACAUUUCAGGUCUGUCUUAUGCAAAUCACAAAAUAUUUGCAUGUUUACAACAUAAAGGCGUUCUUAUAAUGGGACUCUCUGGAAAAGUGCUUCGAACUAUUCCAUUUAUUAAAGGAAGAUUGUAUAUUUGUACAACAAUUAAUGAAAUGAUUUAUUCUGUGAAAUAUGGAAAUUCAAACAUGUUCCAAUGCUAUGAUAUUAACAGAAACAAGAAAGAAGUGUACGCUUUCACAUGUUCCAAUCGUACGUUUGAUGUUAAUGGAAUAACAUGCGACGUAGACGGGAAUACAUAUCUUGCCAUCAGUGAAACUGAAAUAAUCAAAGUUGAUACUGCAACAAGAGCAAUUUCAACAAUUUUAACGGCAAAGGAAGGUUUAAACAAUCCUUAUAAUAUUGAUUGUUGUGAUAAUGGAAAUAGACUCUUAACCAUUGACAACGGAAGAGAAGUGAAAAUUUUCCAAAAACUGAACAGUUAAACGCGCAAAUCGGGUGGUUACACUGAUGUUAAAAACUUUCUUUAAUGAUUAUUAAAAUAACUAAAUCAACUUUUGAAUUCACCGGUCUCAAAUUGCCUUAUUAGUUAUUACUAUCAUUUCUUGCUUGUCUUCAAUUGUAAACUCUUUUCAUCUUAAACAGUGAGACAUCAUAAAUCAUAAAUAUUUUACGUAUACUCUGAGGCUUUAUUCUAUAAUUAGUUCACACUGCAGUUCUGAUAUUAAACUGUUUUAUGAAAACAGAUAAGACGUGCAUUCAAAAACAAAAACGAUUUUCUAUCGGAAUAAAAACGAUUUGUUUUUUUCAAAAUGUAUGUUGUUCCUGGAAUCCACUGAUGCAUGCUUUUGUAAUUUUUCUAUCAAAUGACAUACUUACCAAAACAAUAAGCCUUUGCCUAAAAGACUAUAAUUUACUUUAAUUUCGAUAGUAUAUUUACUUUGUUUUCGAAUUGCCUUUACAUUUGUAACUUUGAAAAUAAUCAAAAUCUGUAUUUACACAUCAAAAUUGCAGUUUGUAGACAUAUUUAUAAUUAUUCAUAAUUUGGUUACAUAUUCAAAAUGUUAUCAUAAUAUUACUUAAUACUAAUGAUAAUUACAUCAAACGGCGAUAUUGUGAAUCUUAGUAAAGUUUCAAAAGCCUUUUUUAAAGACCUGUAUGAAUUAAAUCAAAGAGAAAUUUACACAACCAAACAUCUAAAUGUUAAAAGCGAUAAUUUUGAGAAAAAAUUCAAACAUGACCAUUUUUUUAAUGGGACUGGUAACAAGAUCUCGUCAUCGUGACCAUUUGGUGUUAUUCAUACAAUUGUGGAAUAUUCAGCUGAUAGGACCAAAUCAGAAGGGUUGGACUUGUUGGAUGAAUGCAUUUAUCUGUUAUUUCUACAAAUAAUAUUGUUCCAUUGAUUUAUGUAAUAUAAAAUGAACCACUUAUGUGUAAGCAUACACACACCGAAGACUUUGUGUAUUUUCACCGUACACUAAUACUUUGAAAAAAUUAAAGCUUGAUUAAACGUUUUUCAUCUCUCAAAAAAUAACUUAGAUAUUUUUUUUUUGUUGGUAAGAUAUUGCAACUGUUGAGGACAAUACUACUCUACAGAUUGGUACAUAAUUUAUAUAUUGAAAAAAAAAGUGUGACGCAAUAUGAAUGCUCCAAUUAUGUGCCUUCCUUGCAUAUUCUCUAGUUUAUGUUAUUUACUGUUUUUCCUUCUUCUCAAUUAACAAUAUUGUAAAACCUUAUAUUGUAUUUUUUCAAUAUUCAAAUCGACAGAACAUAAAGGUAUUCAUGAUUGUGUA